Molecule: messenger RNA, 5094 nt
Organism: Solenopsis invicta (red fire ant)
Lineage: Eukaryota; Metazoa; Arthropoda; Insecta; Hymenoptera; Formicidae
Gene: Gcn2
Product: eIF-2-alpha kinase GCN2
Exons: 13
Coding region: 66-4910 (1614 amino acids)
Biological process (GO): regulation of translational initiation by eIF2 alpha phosphorylation; DNA damage checkpoint signaling
Cellular component (GO): cytosol
Molecular function (GO): ATP binding; eukaryotic translation initiation factor 2alpha kinase activity; protein binding
Source: RefSeq, a predicted model, not a curated record
AUUACUCCGUUUUGUUUUGAACUCGCUAAUAUCUGCGUAUAAUGGGCGAAUAGCGACGUGGCAAGAUGUCUCACGUCGAAUCAUGCAAGGUCCGGCAGCAAAAUGAAUUGGAGGUCUUGAAGUCCAUCUUUGGGGACGAGUUGCGCGACUUGAGGAAGAAUAAGAACAAAAAGAAAUGGCAACCUCUAGAUAUCAUAGUUACCUUGACACCACAGAAAGGUAUGUCUGGACCGGCGGAGGUUUAUGCGCAGAUAGAUUUGCACAUUAUAUGCUGCGACAAAUAUCCUGAUGAAGUACCAACCAUUCAGCUGAAGGACAGCAGAGGUUUGUCUCAUCAACAGGUCGCAGUUUUGUCAUCGGAACUCGAAAACCUGGCACAACAAUUGAAGGGCGAAGUUAUGAUUUUUGAAUUCAGUCAGCAUAUACAGAAAUACCUGCAUGAGCAUAAUAAACCUGGUUACAGUAGCUUUUACGAAGAGAUGGUGUCGAGAAAUCAGGAGAGGAUACAGUGUGAGAUGCAAGAGAAACAGAUGAAAGAGGAUAAAGAAAGACAGGUUUUACAAGACGCCAUUCAAAAACGUCAGGAGGCCUUAAAGGCUGAAAUGCGCACUCGGAAGGAAACGAUUCGACUGAACACAGAUUUUGACACUGUCUUUCGAUCCAUACCUUCGUCUCCACACGAGCGAGGGACGAACCGUUUCAGACGUCGAUGUGUCAGCACGUCGGAGAGUUCCGAAGGAUCACUAUGCGAGCAUAGAGGCACCAAGCUCAUCCACUUUGACAGUAAUAAAGGCGAGAGGCAAGUGCACCGAGGAAAAUGCCUGGGGCAUAGCAUGAAGGAUUCCGUGGUAUACGCUGGCGUAGAUAUGACCACUGGAGAACUAUUAGCCAUUACGGAAUGGACGUUGAAAUGCUCGAUGGCGAACGGUGGAUGCGCCACUCAGGAAGCCAUCGAUAUACAUCACGCUAUGAAGCAGAUUGCCAGUUUGGAGCAGGAGCUGAAUCACUUGUACAGAUUGCAUCAUCCAAAUCUCGUGCAUUAUUUAAACAUGAAAUAUUUACAGAACAACAACAACGUGGUGAUUUACGUGCUGCAAGAGUUCGUGGUUGGAACCACGUGCUCCUUCUUUCUGAUGGAAAACAUUCCAGUCGACGUCGACAUGUUGAGACAUUUGGCAACAGGUGUCCUUGAAGCGUUGCGAUACCUCCACGAGAAUAAUGUAGUGCAUAAAGAUUUACGCGACACCAGCAUUUAUAUAGACCAUACGGGUGUUGUAAGAUUGUCCGACUACUCUUUAGAUAAGAGACUGUCAGAUAUGUAUCAUUCAAAUUCCUUAGCAAAGACUGAACACGAUUUUCCGACGAUUCAAGGUCGAGGUGGUAAAAAGGCAGACAUAUACAGAUAUGGAAUAUUACUGCUUUCAUUACUUAAAGGAACUAUCAUAUCCGGGGAGGAAAUCGAUCUAACUGUAAUCCCACAGCUUCAUUUGAGAGACUUUAUUUCGAAAUGUCUUAUCGAUGAUGAAAGAAUGCGCUGGUCUGCGGAACAAUUGCAACAACAUGGUUUUAUAAGAAUACCGUUAGAACGUGGCUUAUCACCCACGAUACCGAAUCACGAUGAGAAGGAAGACAAUUUAGAACCGGAAGAACCAGAUAUCGAUAUUCAAUUGCAUUUGCCAUCGAUGGGUAGACAAUCGCGAAUACGAAAUGAAUUUGAAGUCUUAAAGUGGUUAGGAAAAGGAGCCUUUGGCGAUGUUCUGAAAGUGAGAAAUAAACUAGACGGCGGUAUUUACGCUAUCAAACGCAUAGAAUUGAAUCCAAAGAAAAAACAACUGAACAAGAAGAUUACGCGCGAAGUGAAAUUGCUCUCCAGAAUGAAUCACGAGAACGUAGUACGUUAUUACAAUUCGUGGAUCGAGAGUACCACGGAUUCGAUCAGGCAUAGUCAGUUCACGCCAAUCACCACGUCUUCAGAUAGAAUGGCCAUCACACAGGACAAAAUGGACAUAGUUAAUCAACUGGAAAGUGAUGAGAUAGAAAAGUUUGCUCCACCGUUACGCGACGUUGAGUGGAAUAUAUCGUAUGAAUCUCGGGCGAAUGUGGCUGAUAGCGAUGAUGAGAAUAGCGACUCUUCGACUGAUUCCGAUAGCGAAGAACACUGUUCGUUCCUAAUGCGAAAUUUACUACGCAUCGAAUCUUCUGAUAGUAUUGAAUUCGAAAGAGAUAGUGUAUCACAAAAAUCCGCAGUGGCAUCAGACGUUUCGAAUAAUGACGUAAAAAGUACAGAAACCUCUAGUGAAGAUACCACAGUAAAGGAGAUUCAAUUUAUGUAUAUACAAAUGGAAUUCUGUGAGAAAAGCACAUUAAGAACUGCCAUAGAUAAUGGUUUGUAUGAAGAUGAGGAACGUUACUGGAGACUGUUUCGAGAAAUUGUAGAAGGUCUGGCGCAUAUUCAUCAGCAGGGUAUGAUACACAGAGAUUUGAAACCCGUAAACAUCUUUCUCGAUAGUAACGAUCAUGUCAAGAUAGGAGAUUUCGGACUGGCCACAACUAAUAUAUUAUCGUCGUGGGUUCACACCAUCGAUGCUGAUAAAGAAUCACAGUUUGAGAAAGGUGGAAGUUAUGACGUGGAAGAAUUGGGAUCUCUCACCGGUCAAGUUGGUACAGCUUUAUAUGUAGCACCUGAACUUUCUGCGAAAGCCGCCAAAGCGAUUUAUAAUCAAAAAGUGGAUAUCUACAGUCUGGGAAUUAUCUUCUUCGAAAUGACGUACAAAUCGUUAACUACCGGAAUGGAGCGCGUCAAGAUCCUGUUAAACUUGCGCUCGAAAGAAAUUAUUUUCCCUCCUGAGAUAUCGGAAACAGAUAUGUCACCUCAAGUUCAUAUCAUACGUUGGUUGCUGAAUCACGAUCCAAGUCAACGGCCUACUGCUCAAGAAUUACUCUCUUCCGCGUAUUUGCCGCCGCCAUUAGAAGAUACGGAAUUGCAAGAAGUGAUGCGUCACACGUUGUCUAAUAGUCAAAGUAAAGCAUAUAAAUAUUUAGUGGCAUCAUGCUUCACGCAAGAUGUUACGCCAGCGGAAGAUAUUACUUAUGACAUGAAUUUGCCUGCUAGGGGAAUGCCAGUUCUUUCCUCAAAAAAGCAAUUUCUACAGGAAAGUGUCAAACAAAAGAUCGUUGAGAUAUUUCAAAAACACGGCGGAAUACAUCUUGCGACCCCACUCUUAAUGCCUAAAUCCGUUCAGCAUUCCAACUUUACCGAAUCCAGCGUGAAAUUGAUGACCCGCACUGGCAGUAUAGUUUCCAUUCCUCAUGAUCUUCGUACCCCUUUUGCUCGAUACGUCGUGUGGAAUAAUAUCUCACAUAUUCGAAGAUAUUCUAUUGAACGUGUUUUCAGAGAUAAAAAGGCUCGAGGAUUUCAUCCAAGGGAAUUAUACGAAUGUGCUUUCGACAUCAUUAGUCCUAUAGAUAGCAAUUUAAUGACGGAGGCUGAAUUGAUCUUCAUUAUAUGGGAGAUCUUUAACGAGUUACCGCAGAUUCGGGAACAUAAUUUUAUAGUGCGCCUAAAUCAUACGUCGCUAUUACAAGCUGUUCUAAUGUACUGCGGUGUGGAAAAGGACAAGUAUCAGGACAUAUAUUCCAUACUACAGGAUGCUCGCGACGGGAAAUUAACUAAAUUCCAGGUCCAAACACAUUUGAUAAGUUUAUGCUUGACCGAUCAAGCUAUGGAAACACUUUUCAAUUUACUCGAAACGGAAAGCUCCGUUGCGAAAAUCACCAGUGUCUUGAGAACAAUAACGAGAAGAAAAGGAGACGCUGCUGGCUUAGCCAAAGAAGGCUUAAAAGACAUAGAGACUGUAAUAUCUAAUGUAGAAAGUUUGGGCGUUAAGUGGCCUAUUACUGUCGUACCUUUAUUAACGUACAAUGUACAACAAUACAGCGGUGUGAUAUAUCAAAUAACUUGCGAGCUACAGCAUAGACGGAGACGAGGCGGUCAAGAUAUAAUAGCCGCGGGUGGUCGAUACGAUAAAAUGUUGGUGUCAUUUAGAAAAGUUCUGGAGCGUACUGGAAUGGCUGGUAAGGAGACGAAACAAUACGGCGCUGGUAUUAGCAUAUCGUUAGAUAAGCUGGUGUCCGCUGUUAUCGAGGCGUGCGAGGGUGGCGAAAGUAAAUGCGGUAUCGACGUGGCUAUAUGCUGCGAAGGAAGUCCUGAUAGCGAGGGAAGAAGAGAAAAGGAUAUGAUUAAUGUAUUACGAGAAAUCUGGUCAUUAGGAUUAAAAGUUACAACAUUAGAUCUAUGCACUAUGGAGGAGAUAUUGGAAUACUGCCAAGAAAAUUCUAUAAAUCAUAUAGUACUAUUAAGAAACGGUACUUUAAGAGUGCAAACGUGGGAGAGGGAUCGAUUUCAAGAGAAAAAAUGGAACACCAUACAAGAUAUUGUCGAAUAUUUACAACGACAAUCGGAAACCACGUUGCCGAUCUUGAAUAGAUCUGAAAGUAAAAUGAGUGGGAAUGAUAUAUCUGUAGCGAACAGCAAUCCCGUUAACGUUAACAUUAAUUUUAUUCUCUCUGAGCGAGACAAACUGUCCGGAAGUGGCAGGAGAAGUUUUAAGAAUACCAUAUUAGCACAAAUGUCCUCGUCCUUGCAAAGAAUAUCGUACAAAGUUCCUGUAGAGGUCUUUGCAGUCUUUUUGGAGAUGUCCGUUAUAAAAACAAUGAUCAGUUUUCUGGAGAUCGACGAAGAGGAACAGGCCUUUCAAAAAAGUAUUCAGAUCGUAAUAGACAAGCAUCCACGACAUAAGAAGUAUGUCAAACAAAUAUGCGAAGAAAUGAGGGAAUUACGCAACGAGAAGUCCAAGCCUGUAGAGAUCCUUUAUAGCUUAAUAGAUAGUAAACAUAUGACGCUAAUAUAAGUGAUAUCGACGCCGAAGAAUAUACAUAUAUUUUCGUAACAAUUAUGUGAGAUCAAUACUGAUGAGUGAUUGGAAUUGUAUGAUAGAUGAUCAAGACAUAUACAUUAGAUACUUAAGCAUUUUUGUACUGCAUAUAUAUUUUUAAAGAUCAACGUUUAAUAAAAAAAAUGAGAUUAAGACAUAA